CAUAAAUGAGACAUGGAUAACCAAACCAGGAUGCCUUACUUUCUGCUCCUGAGAUUCUCAGAAAGUCAGCAACUGCAACUGCUACAUUUCUUCUUGUUCUUUGUAUUAUACCUGGCAAUUACAACAGCAAAUCUUCUGAUAAUCUGUGCAGUAGCUUUUGACCGGCAUCUGCACAGACCCAUGUACUUCUUUCUAAUGAACUUGGCUCUGCAGGACCUGGGCUCUGUUUCUGUCAUUGUUCCCAAAUCCAUGGUGAAUUCCCUCAUAGAUACCAGACACAUUUCUUACUUUGGUUGUGUUGCUCAAGUCUUCCUCUUUGUCUCCUUUCUGUGUUCUAAUGUAUCCCUCCUGACAGUCAUGGCAUACGAUCGAUAUGUUGCCAUAUGCAAUCCUCUGCACUACGAAAUGGUGAUGAACUGGAAAGCCUGCACCGAAAUAAUAAUUCUGGUUUGGGUCACCAGUCUUCUCUAUGGAAUGUUGCACACCACUGGCACUUUUUCUAUCAAUUUUUGUUCUAAUGUUGUCAACCAAUUCUUCUGUGAAAUUCCACAGUUGCUAAAGCUAUCCUGCUCUGGCUUCAAUCUAGUUGAAGUUGGAGUUCUUGUGGCCAGUGUCACUGCAGGACUAGGUUGUAUAUGUUUUAUUACUGUAUCUUAUGCCAUGAUAUUUAAGGCCGUGCAGAGAAUCCCUUCUGAGAAAGGAAGGCAGAAAGCCUUAUCAACUUGUAUUCCCCACCUUUUAGUAGUGUCUAUGUUUACAUCAACAGGAUGCUUUACCUAUCUGAGACCUCCUUCUAACAUCCCAACUUUUUUAGAUUUUGGGUUGACUGUUCUUUAUUCUCUUCUUCCACCCCUGUUCAAUCCAAUCAUCUAUAGUAUGAGAAAUACAGAUAUCAAAUUUGUCCUUUCUAAACUGUGGAAAUUCUGA
Molecule: messenger RNA, 927 nt
Organism: Candoia aspera
Lineage: Eukaryota; Metazoa; Chordata; Lepidosauria; Squamata; Candoiidae
Product: olfactory receptor 14A16-like
Exons: 1
Coding region: 13-927 (304 amino acids)
Biological process (GO): G protein-coupled receptor signaling pathway
Cellular component (GO): membrane
Molecular function (GO): olfactory receptor activity; G protein-coupled receptor activity; odorant binding
Source: RefSeq, a predicted model, not a curated record